Molecule: messenger RNA, 498 nt
Organism: Cynoglossus semilaevis (tongue sole)
Lineage: Eukaryota; Metazoa; Chordata; Actinopteri; Pleuronectiformes; Cynoglossidae
Product: V-type proton ATPase subunit d 2-like
Exons: 2
Biological process (GO): proton transmembrane transport
Cellular component (GO): proton-transporting V-type ATPase, V0 domain
Molecular function (GO): proton-transporting ATPase activity, rotational mechanism
Source: RefSeq, a predicted model, not a curated record
UAUUAGUUGUUAUACAGUUUUAGAGAAGUUCUUCUGGAUAACGUAUUUUUAGCAGAACUUCCCCUAAUUUAACUUCCUGUUUUCCCCUCUUCUCCUCUGACCGCAGACAUGAAGCUACACCUUCAGAGCACAGACUACCGUGACCUGCUGUCCUCUGCUGAGGACCUGACUGUGUCUCUGGUGGACAACAUGCUGAGAACAAACCUGGUGACUGAGUUCAACUAUCUGCGCUCCAAUGCUCUGCCUCCACUCUCCACCUUUCUGGAUUAUAUCACAUACAGUUACAUGAUUGACAACGUGGUGAUGUUGAUCACCGGAGCCCUGAAACAGAGAGAUGCGUCCGAGCUCCUCCCACGAUGUCACCCGCUGGGCGCUUUUGACCAAAUGGCUGCUGUGUGCAUCGCCCGCACGCCCACUGAACUCUACUCGACCAUUUUGGUGGACACACCACUGGGUAAUUCAGAUCAUCUAGUCUCCUCUAAUGAUCAGUUUUGGAGA